CUUCCCAGCAGCGGAUGUUACUGGAAAAGUAGGACUGCUGGUGAGCUACAAACGUCAACGUUUGAGCUAGAAACCCUUGAAAAGUUCUCCAGCCUGACAUAUACAGUAACAUCAGGAAUACAGAAGCUGUUUUGGUGACUACAACAAGAGGCUUGAUUUGCUGGAAUAACUAACUACCUUUAACUGACAGGCAGUGUGAGCAGAGCUCCUUUAUCUGGCCCCCUUUCCAGAGAACCAACAUGUCCAAUGACCCCCCUCCUCCCUACCCAGGGGGCCCCAAUGCCCCUCUACUCGAGGAGAAAAAUGGACAACCUCCUGUUUCUGCAGCCACUGCUCCAGUAGUGACGGGACCUCCACAGGGACAACCCCUGCCUCCAGAAUAUGGACCUCCACCUUAUGAAGCCACACUACAACCUGGCUUUGUUCCUCCGCACGUCCCAGGUGAAGGCGCAAUGCCUAAGCUUAUGGCUAUGCCAAUGCCCAUGCUUCAUCCCCAUGGUGGUUACUACCCUCCCCCUGGGCACUAUCCUCAUCCAAUGGCGGAGCACUAUGCUCCGGGGCCCAGUCACUUUGCUCCUGGUCACACAGCCACAGUUAUCACCCCUCCUGGUGCAACCACCACCACUGUGACUGUUCUGCAGGGUGAGAUGUUCCAGUCUGCUCCAGUGCAAACGGUGUGUCCACACUGCCAGCAACCCAUCAAUACCUGCAUCAGCCACGACGUCGGCCUCAUGAAUACCCUCUUCUGUCUCUUCUGCUUCUUUGUUGGUUGUGAUCUAGGCUGUUGCUUAAUCCCCUGUAUGAUUGACGACCUCAAGGAUGUGACACACACUUGCCCGAACUGCAAGGGCUAUAUUUACACAUACAAGCGCAAAUGCUAACGGUUUAUCCUAUACUCAACAAUUGUGCUGUGACCUCAUUCUGGUGGGUGUAGAUGACUCCCUUUCAUUUCUGUCUGCUCUGUGUUCAUAUUGCCUCAGCUGACAGCCCACAGUUUUAGCCUCCUCUCAUUUUAUUUAACUAUUGAUUCUCACACUUAAUGUACAGACAUGAUAAUAUACUGUAGUUACUAAUGACUCUAAAUGAAGUAUAGAAGACUGGCAGUCAUUGAAGAAGGCAUUAUGGAUCAGUACAUUUUAUAUGCACAAUGUUAAGGGUAACAUGUUGUCAUCAAAGCACUGUUCGGGUUUUCUUUAUUUUAGAAGUAGGAUUUAUUUUAUUUUUCUAAGUUGAGCCAAGUGAAUUAGUUUAGAGAAUGUGUGAAAAUGGUUAUGUGAACAUUUCAGUAGCAAAACUAAAUGAAGUUCACUUCAGGGUCAGUAUUGUUUUAAUUGUAGGAGAUAUGUUAUUUUAUGCAUUGUUAUUCUAACAUAUUCAAAUCAAAAUAUUUUGAUGGCUGGGUCUGUGACUAACAUUGCGAUGUCCUGGAGUAAUGUUGCUUUGACGUGAAAAUGUUUAUCUAUAUUUGGCAUCUUAUGCAAAUGUUAUGGGGGAAAAAUUAUUUCACUUUUAUAUUUGAUUACUUAAAUUUGUUUAAUAAGACUUGUUUCGAAUUGUGUAAUUUUAGAUGAAGGGUUUCUAUUGCUAAGGCAUGUGUAUAUUAAUCUCAGCCUCCUUGUAAUAAUUAAGAGAUAUUAGAUAGGUUUCAUAAAGCUCAUGGUGUAAUAACCCCAUGCAGUUCAUAUUUUGGUCAUAUUUGUGGAAUUUGACCAAUACACAUUUACUUUCUUUUUUUUUAAACUGUGAAUCAAAUGAUAGCAACGAUGCAUGUUGAACCACUAUACUAGAUGUUGUGUGAUGUCAGUAAGCUGUAUGAAAGCUGUUUGAGACUUUUAUAAGCUAUUAUCCAGGUCAAUUAACCAGUACAGGUACUUAAUAAGGUAGAACAAUCUUCACUUACAUAAUUGGUGUGAAAACAUGUCUAAAAUUAACAUUUGCUUUGGAAGAGGACCAAUGAAGAUGCUUUAUUUGGUCUUUUAUUUGUUUUACAUGAACAUCGUAAAGGUGUUUUUUCUUUAAAAUGGGAGGACAUUUCUGGUCAAGCUGUUCAAAGCUGCUUUGCUGUUGGAAUUCACCAGCAUGAUGAAUCAUGCUGCAUGAUAUCAUUGUAAUCUUGCAUAGUGGUAUAUUGGGCCAUAUGUCCUCUCAGUACUCUGAGCUCAUCAUGUCACACUGGGCUUCAUUACUCAAAGCAGAUUAAUCAUUCACUUAUUAAUAUUGUGUGCAACAGGCCACAAGGAUUUUAGGGCAUGAUUUCUUUUUGGUGGUGGUGGUGAAAUGGUAAUUUCUCUAGAGUGAUUACUUUUCAUUUUCUUUGUAAUCUCUAACUAUGAAUAGUUUCUUUUGAAUUUUUUGGAUCACUUUUGAAGGUAAAUGACCGAGCGGUGCCAUGAGCACUUGGCUUGGAAUAACUGUUCUGAUUGCAAAAUAACAUUUGUAAACAUUACAAGUCAUUCUGAUCUGUCCAGAAGCUGUAAUUUACUGCUAUUUUUUAUUUUUUUAAAUAGAAAUUGAAGAUACCACAUCAGCAGUGCUUAGACACUAUACACCUAUCAGUCACAACAAUAAAACCACCUGCCUAAAAUUGUGCAGGUCCCCCUCCUGCCCCCAAAACAGCGCUAACCCUCAUCUCAGAAUAGCAUUCUGAGAUGCUCUUCUUCUCACCACAAUUGUACAGAACGGUUAUCUGAGUUACCGUACACUUUGUCAGUUUGAACCAGUUUGGCCAUUCUCUGUUGACCUCUCAUAAACAAGGCGUUUCCAUCCGCAGAACUGCCACUCACUGGAUAUUUUUUGCACCAUUCGGAGUAAAUUCUAGAGACUGUUGUGUGUGAAAAUCCCAGGAGAUCAGCAGUUGCAGAAAUACUCAAACCAGCCCAAGUGGCACCAACAAUCAUGCCACGGUCCAAAUCACUGAGAUCACAUUUUUUCCCCAUUCUGAUGAUUAAUGUGAACAUUAACUGAAGCUCCUGACCUGUAUCUGCAUGAUUGUAUGCACUGCUGCCACACAGUUGGCUGAUUAGAUAAUUACAUGAAUGAUUGUUGGUGCCAGACAGGCUGGUAUGAGUACUUCUGUAACUACUGAUCUCCUGGGAUUUUCAUGCACAACAGUCUCUAGUAUACUCUGAAUGGUGUCAAAAACAAAAAACCAUCCAGUGAGCAGCAGUUCUGCGGACGAAAAUGCCUUGUUGAUGAGAGAGGUCAACAGAGAAUGGCCAGACUGGUUCGAACUGACAAAGUCUACGGUAACUCAGAUAACCGCUCUGUACAAUUGUGGUGAGAAGAAUAUCAUCUUGGAAUGCUAUUCUGAGAUGUGUGUUGGUGCUGUUUUGGCAGCAUGUGGGGGACCUACACAAUAUUAGGCAGGUGGUUUUAAUGUUGUGGCUGAUUGGUGUAUCUGAAAAUGGCAUUAAACCUCUGCUUUCUACCAUUUUUGUAAGAUGAUUCAGAUGUUAUAUCAUGUUUCUCUUGUAGACAAUCCGACAACAUUGUAGUUAAGCGUCAGACUUUCCCUGUCUUUACAUUAUAGUAUUCAUCAAGUACAGUUUUUUUAGCACUCUCUGUAAAUGUGCAUAUAAACUCAGUGUCUUGUUAUAGAUAGUUACUUUCUCUGUAUCUUUUCAUAGUAUUUGCACCUUUGCCAUAGAUGCAUACCCAGGCAUUACAAAAAUAACUUUUGCAACCUUGUUUUUAUUUUCUCCAAAGUAUCCAGUACUUGGGAAUCCAACUCUUCAUUUUCUUUUUUUUUUGGAGUGAAAAUGUACCUUAUCUAAACCUGCUUCAUGUCAUCCCAUGAGCCACUACCUGGUGUCAUAAAAGACACCUCUUCAUCAUCCACACAUACAUAAAAACGUCAUGGAUGUCUCUGUUUCAUUAUUGAAAAAUACUCUACUGUCAAAAUAUAUGCAUGUUCCUGGGCUUUUAUUGCACAAUCCAAGCUGGCUCCCUUUAAUCUAAUAUGCUCUUGACUACUUUGGUUUACAUGCUUCAUGAAGUGACUUGAUGCUGUGCCAGACGGAGUAAACGUCAAGCUUGUGUUACAGGAAUGCAGCAACUGUAGAUAGAUGCCUUGAGAAUAGCCUGUGGCACAACACAUGAUGCCAUGCUAAACUGAAAUCUCAAAUGUGUAUGUUAAACAAAACAUAUGGACUUAUGAUUAUUUAAACAAAUAAAAAAAGACAAACCGUA
Molecule: messenger RNA, 4188 nt
Organism: Myxocyprinus asiaticus (Chinese sucker)
Lineage: Eukaryota; Metazoa; Chordata; Actinopteri; Cypriniformes; Catostomidae
Product: cell death-inducing p53-target protein 1-like
Exons: 6
Coding region: 240-881 (213 amino acids)
Biological process (GO): tumor necrosis factor-mediated signaling pathway; intrinsic apoptotic signaling pathway in response to DNA damage by p53 class mediator
Molecular function (GO): zinc ion binding
Source: RefSeq, a predicted model, not a curated record